Trichoplusia ni (cabbage looper) is the source of this 1928-nucleotide messenger RNA. RefSeq lists its product as uncharacterized. Gene Ontology annotation, molecular function: protein binding. The record is from RefSeq and is a predicted model, not a curated record. The coding region runs from base 276 to 911 and encodes 211 amino acids. Lineage: Eukaryota; Metazoa; Arthropoda; Insecta; Lepidoptera; Noctuidae. The transcript has 5 exons.
CUAAAUCAUUCUAUUUUGUCCCAUAUUCACUAAAUAAUGCGACGUAAUCCGCAUGAUAAUAUAUAGCAAUAACUUAAAAUAUUUUGUGAACUGUUGGAAUAGAUAACGUGAUUUUAGUGUUUUGUAUUGUUUGGUACUUUAAAUUCAAUUAAUUUACAGUGCAUCAGUCAAGUCAGCUGACGUACGUAAACAAAGGGCAUGUCAAUAUUUUGUGAAGUGGUGAAACACCUUUCAAGUGAAUUGUGAUUUAUGUAGAAUUUCUUUAUUCUAUAAAAAUGGAUAUUGACGGUUCUUCGGUAGCUGGGGAGAUAGACCAAAACUUAUUAUUACAAUUUAGUUGUAUGAAUACGACGGAUAGAGAUGAACUCGUUAGUCAAAUGCAGCGACUCCUGGGGCCUAGUUUGAAUUAUAAUACUGCUAGUUUCUUCUUGGACAUGAGCAACUGGAAUUUACAGACAGCUAUUGGUUGUUAUUUAGAUUAUACUUUACCAGCGAAACUUCCAUCCAUGUCUUUAAAAGCUGCUCAAAAUCAAGAGACUGCAGUUGGCCCUGGCACUUGCUUUGAACAAAGUUGGAGCAUUGCAAACACAGGGGCUGAGGGUUGGCCCGGCAGCUGUAGACUGAUACAAGUGGGGGGUGAACCCUUUGGUGCUACGCCGGUUUUUAUACCACCAUUGCCUGCAGGACAUUCCACUACAGUUACUUUAAAGUUAGUAGCACCAACUACACCUGGCACACACAGAGGGUACUUUCAUUUGGUGAAUGAUAAGGGAGAACAGAUAGGAGAUACAUUGUGGGUUGAAGUGAAUGUGGAAAUGGAGAUGACUAUGGCUCUUGUUGAACAACUUGCUGCCUUACCCGUCCCAAGUAGUAAUUGUCAGGUGCCACCACAGGAUGACCAGAUGUGUUGAUAAGAACUGCAGUCACAAAAUAUUUUGUAAAAUUUUCACUAAUCUAACAUUAAUUAUGUUAUAUCUUACAAUAUUUGUAGGCAAGUUUAGAGGGCAAUCUCAAGCUCUAUUAUGAAAUAGCCAAAGAAUAAUCACAACUAUCCAUAAAAAUUGGUUUUACUUUAUUUUGAUAUUACUAUUAAAAUACACUAUUGUCAAUAAAUUUUAUCAUCACAGCAUCACACAAUUAAUUCUUAUAUUUCAUGGCUGUAGUCUGGAAGAUACCCUAAAUUGACCUCAUUUAUAAAAUGUUCUUCAAAUUGACUUGAUUGAAAUCAUUAAGAUUGAGAAUCUUUAAUUUGUAUCAGGUAAUUGUAGACUAAUGAAAUAACUGUCUGAUGGUGGUUUUUUAUUUCUGCAAAGUCAUUGACAGCAAUUAAAUUAGGUAUUCUUAAUGAAUUUGACUUCAUUGCUGUUUAUCACCAAGCAAACAGCUGACAGUAUCGAACUUCACUGAUGAAUUUAUUAAAUGCAUUUCUUACCAAAAUAAUCCAAGAAUAAACAAUAAUAUUCUAGCUGUAGAGAUUACCCCUAAAACUGAAUUAUUUCUUUUUAUAUUAGUUUAGAUGACUUAUAAGUAUGUGAGUAAGGAUUAUAAUUUUAUAUGAUUCACAUUUUUAACUAUACGCUCAUUUAUUAAACAGAUGGUUGUAAUAAGUAAGUGGUAUUGUUAUUGAUAACAGUCUCCUAACUACUGCCUUGACUUAUGAAUUGCACAUUCAUUAAUUCAUCUUGCAUUGCUAUUUAAAAAAAUCUAUAAAUCAAAAGAAAUAUAAUGUACAAAUUACAUUAUAGAAACUUAAUAUUGACUAGCGUAAGAUAACAAAUUAUGAAUUUGUUAGAUAUUGUUGAAUUUUACAAAAUGUAAUGAUUUUAUUAGAAUUAAAUUAAAAUGUUUAGAUUGCAUUGCCAUGGAUGUAAUAUGGGGGAUUUAUUUUAUAGUAUAAAUAAGCAAGUAAUAAAAUAAAAAAAACCUGA